AUGGCCGCCAUCGCAACCCCCGCCCACUGUGUCGCCGAUUUUUGUCUGGUCCCCAUCGGCACCUCGUCGCCCUCAGUCUCAGAGGAAGUCGCUGACAUUCAUCGGAUGAUUGAAACAUCCGGCUUGAAAUAUGUCAUGCAUUCUGCAGGCACAACCCUCGAAGGAUCCUGGGACCGGGUUCAUCAGGUUAUCGGACAGGCGCAUACGCUUCUUCACCAGAAGGGGAUUGUUCGGAUUCACACUGAUAUCCGCGUCGGGUCGAGGACUGAUAAAAUGCAGUCGUUUGAAGAUAAGGUGGCCAAGGUGCAGCAGUUAUUGGGAAAAUAA
Penicillium samsonianum is the source of this 327-nucleotide messenger RNA. Its product is annotated as thiamine-binding protein. Lineage: Eukaryota; Fungi; Ascomycota; Eurotiomycetes; Eurotiales; Aspergillaceae. Gene Ontology annotation, cellular component: cytosol. The record is from RefSeq and is a predicted model, not a curated record. The transcript is spliced from 4 exons. The coding region runs from base 1 to 327 and encodes 108 amino acids.